AUGAAGUGGGACCGGGAGAUUGUCCACGGGGAGCAGCGGAGAGCGCAGGGAUUCAUCGGAGACGGCGACGGUGUUCCGUCGUCCGAGGAGCUGCGGCUUGCCACGGGGUCGUCGGAGGUUAAUCCUCGCCCGCAUUUAUAACCUUUUCAAGCGUCUACGUUGAGUCCACCAUUGUGAUUGGUUGGGGGUGGUUUAAUGACGAAAAGUUAAACAAACUUAAGCUAGGAAUAUUCUCACUAAUUUAUGGUUAUAUUAUUUUAUUAUAUGUAAAACUUUAUAAGAAGCUAAAUUGUGACUAAGUAUUUGGCGUAUAAACACGGUCAAAUUCUGCCCGCGCCUUCUAGAACUUUCUACAACAUGGCAGUGCAUAAGCUAGCUUUCUAGAACUUCCUACAUUGUGAGCAUUUAUCUACAGGAUCCCUAAGUUCACACUGUCGACGGUUACUGUAUGGAUAGCCGCAGUACUUUGAAGUGUCUUAUCAGAUCCCAUUAUUCAGAUCUACUUGGUUGUACAAUAGGUUUUCUCACUUCUACUUUACGCGGGCAACACCAUCAACAUUACUCUCUUGCACCAGAGGCCACAGUUCCUCCGCCUAGUAAACUCGUGCAAGUGAUGUCCCACACUUUUGCUCCGAUUCCUGGGCUCGAUUCUCAUUCUGAGCCCAUAUUAUGUUCAUUCAGUCGCGUUCCUGUAAACUCCUGUGAAUAAGAUCUUUUGGACAUCCUUGUAUGUUUUAUCGUAGUGCCCAUAUACCUCUUUUUCCAGGCCCUGAGGUCCAUUCCAAAGACACGCCAGCAGUAUUGACCAUGGUUGCACUUGUCGCUUAAUCAUGUCCAAAUUUCUGAUCACCUUACUUUGCGAUCUCAAACUGAAAUGCCAUCUUUUCUGAUGUACGUUCGAAUCCCUCGAUCAGUCAGAGGCCCUUGACCUUGUAUCCACGAGUAUACUGUCUUUCUGAACUUAGGAUCAGCAAUGUUCGCCUCUAUCCCAUCUCCACCGAUAAAAUCCUCGUUAUGACUUAACGUAUCUGAUAGACGUUCGCGAAAAUACUUUAGAAAUAAAUACACAACUGUGGGAAUGCAUCCUGACAUGUUUCCUCACUACUAACGAUAGAAUUCAACCAGUUAGAUAUUUAUGCGCAAUAAGCCCCCGGUCUUUAAAACGUGACUUACAUAAUAGCUUGCAAUUCGUUACAUGAAGGGGAUUUCGAUUAGCUGGGUUUUAAAUGUCGCUUUUCUGAAACAGGUUUAUAGAAUAGUUUUAGGCUCCAGAGGUUUGCCUUUGGAUUUGUAUACUCGGUUAAUUGUAUACAACGGGUCACAAUUUAAAGGUAAUCUUGGGUUUUAUGACAAGUCUUUUUCGUUUCGUGUUAUAAACAUAAUUUCUCCAAUUUCCGCAUAGCCACUUUUGUCUUCAUUUGAGCCACGGUCAGCGCAGUCAUCUAAUUUAGAGUUAACCCUUCAAUAUCCGAUCAAUGAGAUUAGGAACACAGACUUUUUAAUAUAUCAUUUAAAAUCUAAGUGAUUAACACCUAAACAGAUUGCGUUUCUGUUUUAAUAAGCACGUCAUUAGGGCGAGUAGUUUGUUGUUGCGAGGUUUGCCUUUGGCUGUUGCUCAUGCACCUUUUAAACUUCCCUUCACAGUUACCGGAUAGAUAAAAGGGCGUGACGAACAGACAAAUGAGGCCGUAACUUUAAAAUAACCAAAUAGUGAAUUGCUUGGUUAAUUAUUCUGUUAUUUGGCACAACGACGCGAUAAUGCCCGACCGAGAAUUUUUGUCACUAUUGUCCCUCCCCACUAGCUGCUUUUGACUGAAAAUCAGUAUGAAUAGUCAAGAAAAUAAGACUUUAUUAGGUUAUCGUGAUGUACGUAGUCUUUCGCCAAACUGUCUUCUGUUUUUUGACCGUAUACCAGAAAAGCGACUGCCUGCAAUUUUGCGUGCUUGUCCGCGGUUUUCUAACUUCUGAAAAGUUUUCGGCGGGAUACUAGUUUGAAUUCUAUCAGGGUUUCUUGAAACAAAAACAACUUGAAAUUUCCAGUUUGAUAGAGGAUUUUCACUUGACGCAGGGCUUUUAAGUAGACGGAAUCGUCCCAUUAUUCCGAAUCUCCCGAAUUUUUCCACACAUUUGUGCUCUUAUACAGAGGGAAUAAUUCAAAAGCCUGCGACCGCAAGUUAGCAAUUGAUAUCAUCCUCCUAACAUGCUCACUGUUCUAUUUGAUCUGGGUCAGGCACUACUGCGGUUUACUCUGGGAUUGAGAGGUUCAUGGGCGAUAGCUCGCACAUGCUUUAUUCGCCCUUCUGUUACUGCCAUGCUUUUCUCGAGGGCAACCUAAAGCAAGUGCUAUCAAGUCAAGUCUCGUGCCGCCGACCAGAAGUCCCUGCAUGUGUUCUGGUUUUCCUGUCCGUCGACCCUUUAGGACAUAAUAAAACUGCUCAGCGUUAUCCUGCUGCAGCUUGCUGUCACGGUUGUCCCAGUUUGUUUUAAUCUGCUUUAUUAGGUUCUUAUCAAUAAGACCUUUCCGGAUUGUUCGUUUUCUUGCCAAUCUCAAGUCAUAUUUUUUGUGCAGAACUAUGGGCGAAGUAUCUAAUUUAAUGCUUCCAAAAUAAUACCAUAUGGUCGGCUAUCUUUCUAACGGCACAUCUUCAUUUCAGCAUCCUUUCACACUGGCGUAUCUGCUUUUCUCGUCUUGUUUCUUGUUGACAUUUCCAUCACCAGUCUUUUGCGUUAAAUAUUAAUUUCACACAAUGUAUUGUAUUGCUUGUAGAGCACUGACUCAGAUGCCUCGCCCACGUCUGACCGAUGAUGAUGGUGACGAGAGUUUGCUCCUAAUACCCCCAUCAAGGAUGCGAAACAUGAUGAAAAGUUCUCCUGAUGUUGAUUGUGUUAGCGCCGAGUCUGUUAUUUGCUUGAUUAAGGCUACGGUAACUCGAAUAAUAAUAUGCGCUAAUUAGUGUUUUCACCCAAUAGGAGAUGUUCAUCAAGGAAAUUAUAACCCUUUCAUACUCAAAAGCGUCAGGCGAACUCACAUACGAAAAUCUAUCCAAGACUCAAUCACAGUUGUCGCGAUAUUCCUUCUUAUCGGACAUACUUCCUCCUAAGAUUACUUUUAAGGAGUGGACGGAGAAAUACAAGCAUCUUUAUGAGCAGUCUUAUGCGAUUUCUUUUCUGACUUCAAAGAUUAUGAAAGGGGUAUGGUUCCCGUAA
This is a messenger RNA of Spirometra erinaceieuropaei, 3207 nucleotides long. The record is from the annotation of a GenBank genome assembly. NCBI's taxonomy places the organism in Eukaryota, Metazoa, Platyhelminthes, Cestoda, Diphyllobothriidea, Diphyllobothriidae.